This is a messenger RNA of Trematomus bernacchii (emerald rockcod), 983 nucleotides long. RefSeq names its product metalloproteinase inhibitor 2-like. The transcript is spliced from 5 exons. The record is from RefSeq and is a predicted model, not a curated record. Gene Ontology annotation, cellular component: extracellular matrix. Gene Ontology annotation, biological process: negative regulation of endopeptidase activity; negative regulation of membrane protein ectodomain proteolysis. Bases 313 to 918 code for a protein of 201 amino acids. NCBI's taxonomy places the organism in Eukaryota, Metazoa, Chordata, Actinopteri, Perciformes, Nototheniidae. Gene Ontology annotation, molecular function: protease binding; metalloendopeptidase inhibitor activity.
AACACUUUGGGAGCCCCUGACCUCCACAGAGCGGCAGCAGCUCACUGGCUGAGCCCCCAGCAGGGGAGGAGUCUGCCGCCAGCCUGCAGUGAUAAAACCCGGCUGCUCCUGAUGGUAGUGGAAAACAGAUUUGGAGGAGGAAGUCUCCGAGUGCUCUCUUCAACAGGAAUGAACUCCCUCUCAUGCCGUGUGCAUCUCAUACUCUGACUACUGGACCGUCUGUUAUUCACGGGGAUACUUCUCGCUUAAGCUGGUCUUCAAAGUGUUCCUUCACGUUUUCCUCCACUGCUUUGAAUCAAACAGCCUUCUAAGAUGACCUGGACAGCGAACAGUUGUUUUGUCACUCUGGCCAUCCUGUUUCUGUGGCGGGGGGAAGAGGUAGCAGAAGCCUGCAGAUGCUUCCCAGCGCAUCCUCAGGAGGUGUUCUGCCGCUCAGACGUCGUUAUGAGGGGAAAGGUAGUUGGAGUGCAGGAGGUUGAUGCUGUCAAUGACAUCUAUGGAAACCCCACCAAGUAUGACAUCAAACAAAUCAAGAUGUUCAAAGGUCCCAGCAAUGGUAUUGAUGCCCUCUACACCAAUAUCUUUUUAAGUUGUGGAGUGAUCCUGAAUAAUGGCACGGAGUAUCUCAUCACAGGCGAACUAAAUGAUGAUGGGAUGAUGUAUAUCGGACUGUGUGACUUCAUUAAGCCCUGGGACAAACUGAGUGAAACCCAGAAGAGCCUGACUCAGCGCUAUGAAAGGGGCUGUGGAUGCAAGUUCACCUUCUGCUUCACCACCCCCUGCAUAGUCAGCAGCCCGGCUGAGUGCAUGUGGACGGACUCACUGAUUGAUAAUCAGAUGUACGGAGGGCAGGCCAAACACUUAGUUUGUAUGAAGAGGAGUGAUGGCUCUUGUGCCUGGUACAGAGGGCCCCACUGACAGAUAGUGUCAGGAUUUCUGAGAUGAACUACAAUUAAAAUACCAAAAUACAAAUACAUACCCAA